Messenger RNA from Balaenoptera ricei (Rice's whale), 999 nucleotides. Its product is annotated as peroxiredoxin-1-like. The transcript is spliced from 2 exons. The record is from RefSeq and is a predicted model, not a curated record. Gene Ontology annotation, biological process: removal of superoxide radicals; cell redox homeostasis; hydrogen peroxide catabolic process. Gene Ontology annotation, molecular function: thioredoxin peroxidase activity. Gene Ontology annotation, cellular component: cytosol. The coding region runs from base 1 to 720 and encodes 239 amino acids. Lineage: Eukaryota; Metazoa; Chordata; Mammalia; Artiodactyla; Balaenopteridae.
AUGGCUUGGGACAUGCUUGCUGCCCCUCUUGUCCCUGAAGCCAGAGACCUGAAGUGUUCACCUACUGCACGUUGCAGCAAACUCAUCCCACACCCACCCCACAAUGGGACCUGCAAGACUGAAAGACAAAGAAAAGUUGUGAGUGUUGCUGGCACAAGCCUUAGAGACUGCCACUGCUAUCUUGAGAUCUGGUUUCCCUGGAAACUACCCAAAAAAGAAGAAUGCCUGGAAGUGCCUGGAUUGGCACCCUGUGGAGUAAACUUUGACCAAUGGGACAUGCAAGCAAAAUAUACCAUUUUUCCAUUAAAAAAAAAAAAAAAGAAACUCAACUGCCAAGUGAUUGGUGCUUCUGUGGAUUCUCACUUCUGUCACCUGGCAUGGAUCAACACACCCAAGAAACAAGGAGGACUGGGACCCAUGAACAUUCCCUUGAUAUCAGACCCCAAGCGCACCAUUGCUCAGGACUAUGGAGUCUUAAAGGCCGAUGAAGGCAUCUCAUUCAGGAGCCUUUUUAUUAUUGAUGAUAAAGGUAUCCUUCGACAGAUCACCAUAAAUGACCUUCCUGUUGGCCAUUCGGUGGAUGAGUCGCUGAGACUAGUUCAGGCCUUCCAGUUUACUGACAAACCUGGGGAAGUAUGCCCAGCUGGCUGGAAGCCAGGCAGUGAUACCAUCAAGCCUGAUGUCCAGAAGAGCAAAGAAUAUUUCUCUAAGCAGAAGUGAGCACUGGGCCAUUUUAGGGCCAGGCUGCAGUAGGUGGCCAUGAGAAUAAACCUCUUUUGUACUAUUGUCAUGCUUAAAACACAAGACCUUACACUCAGCCCAGAUGUGGUGUGGGACAGGACAGGCCUUUCUUGCAGGGGUUGGGGAGGCCAGCUUUUCUUCCUCUGGAGGGAAUGGCCUGAGCUGUAUUAUGGGGCAGGCAAACUGAUGUGUAUAGUAGUAGGGUAUCACUUUUGGUCUUUUGUAGUUUUAUUAAACUUGAGCUGAGAAAAAAAAAAA